This is a messenger RNA of Camelina sativa (false flax), 5628 nucleotides long. RefSeq lists its product as uncharacterized. Lineage: Eukaryota; Viridiplantae; Streptophyta; Magnoliopsida; Brassicales; Brassicaceae. The record is from RefSeq and is a predicted model, not a curated record.
AGUUGUAUCCCUAAUUUUCCGCCCACUAACACUUCCACGUUCAAGAGCUUUAAUAUCCCAGACAUGGAAUUAUUUAUCCAACAGAUCAAGCUAGAGUAAUUUCUCAAGGUUAUUCUCAUAUAUGGGCUGAUAGAUCCAUAUAUAGAAUUAUGGAUUUGCAGGGGUUAGUCUCCAACAUGAAAGAAAGAGCUUUCCGCCAAUGGAGUUUCAAAUUGUCUCCUAAUCUCAAUUUGUAUCAUAAUCAACUCAUUUUAUGCCAUUUACAAGACAUGAUAUCCUGAGAAUAACAAGAAGAAAAGAGAGAACAACAACGGUUAGUCAUUUUUACUUAAUGCAAUCCAAUCUUUUGACGAUGAGUGAUGCAAUUUCCAGCAACUACGAAAUUGAGAUGAUGGAGAUCAGAGACAAGGGACCUCCACCGGGAGAUCCACCGGAUACCCCUGGAACAUGGGUAAGGAAGGCGACAGGGGGUCUGAGUGGAGAUAGGCCUUCUCCGGAGGGGGUUAUACCGGAUGACUAUGUAACAGAGAGGUUGCGUGUGGAGUUUCCGGAUGGGCAUCAUGGAGAACCGGUGAUCACCAUUCAUAAUGAUGUUCUGGUUGCCAUGAAUGGACUGUGGAAGCAGUAUAUGAUUGUCAAGGUGCUGGGUCAAAAUGUUCCGCUCCCAGUUCUAAGCAGGAAGUUUUGGGAACUGUGGAAACUGCGAGGAGGGAUGACUGUUCUCGAUCUUCCGAGACAGUUUUUCAUUAUUCGUUUUGAAGUUGAGGAGGAGUAUAUGGCGGCUGUCAUAGGGGGACCAUGGAAAGCGUUUGGUAGUUACCUCAUGGUGCAAGCAUGGUCGCCGUCCUUUGAUCCACUAACGGACGAUAUUUUUACCACGCCGGUUUGGAAUAGGUUGUCUCAUAUUCCGUUCAAUCUCUAUCAUAGAUCUAUCCUUCUGGGAAUAGCUGGUAGUCUUGGGAAACCGAUCAGAAUAGAUCCGAUGACCCUGAAUGUUGAGAGAGCACGUUUUGCUCGCAUAUGUGUGGAGGUUGAUUUGAGGAAUCCGUUGAAGAUGUCAGUGGUCAUUAAUGGUGAGCGUUAUUUCGUAAUGUAUGAAGGCUUAACCAAUACUUGUUCUGGUUGUGGGGUAUAUGGACAUUUGGUCCAUGGAUGCCCGCAGAGAGAACCAGAGAAGGAGGUGGUCGCAGUUUCCCCUUCGGUGGUAAGGCGGUCUAGUGGGAGAGAUAAGGACGAGGAUGGGUUCACGGUGGUGCGUCGAUCGGGAAAUCGGUCGGAGAAGAAGAACAAGCGAGUUUCCUUUUCAGCAGGCAAUUUGGGAGGAGGUUUUGGCAGGAAUCUGCAGGAGAUCCCAACAGUUAAGGAAAGUGCAAGAAUUACGGUCUGAAACAGUUUUGACGGGAUAGGGGAAAAUAUUUCUUUGCUACCAAUAAGGGAAGGAGUUGGAUCUCGGGGGGAGAAUAAGGAAAAAAAAUAUGUUCAGUUGCCCCAUAAUAAUGGCAAGAUAAUAUUUAGCGUGAAGCAGGGGGAUUCGAACAGGGGAAUUGCUAAGGCAGGUAAUGGCGCGAGAGAAGGUUUAAAAGAUAAACGGGCCAGAGUCAGAAAGCCUAGUGGUGCAAAUGGGCCGGGAUCCAUAAUUAAUCGGCCUGCCAGAGGUUUAAUUUUUGGCCCAGUUCAGGAGGAGACCCGUUUGUCUACCUCGGGUAAACGUCCCCGAGUCGAGAGUGAUGGUGCUAGUCGAAAGGAUGGAAUACCAAAUAUCAGGAGUGGAGAUUCCGAUGAAUCGACUCCGAUUGAGACUUCUGACGGAGCGGAUACUUAGAGACCGUUUCAAUUGGAGAUGGGUUUGAAUCUGGGGCAAGGGGAUUCUGUUGACCGUUGGGUCUCAUCAGACGGGGAUGUAGAGUUGAGGGUUGAUUAACGGUUGGCCUCAGUAGUUCAAUCAUUCCUAUUUGUAAUCUUGAUGAUGAAUAUUCGGAUUUGGAACUGCCAGGGGCGAAUAAACCCAAUUUUGGAAGAUUUAUACGGUAUAUGUUGAAGAAGUUCAAGACCGAUAUCUUAGCUUUGUUCGAGACGCAUGCGGGAGGAGAUAGAGCGGGAAGAAUCUGUCAGGGGUUGGGAUUUGAUAAUUCAUUCCGGGUGGAUGCGGUGGGUCAAAUUGGUGGACUUUGGUUACUUUGGCGUUCGGGGGUUGGUCCGGUUAAGGUUGUGGAAGCUACGAAUCAGUUUAUCUACUCAACAGUGGGGGAGGGUACUGAUAUUAUGCAUCUGGUGGUGGUAUAUGCUGCUCCAACGGUUAGUAGGCGUAGUGGAUUGUUGGAUAAACUGAGGGAGAGGCUACACGGGAUUUUGGACCCGAUUGUUUUUGGAGGCGACUUCAACACAAUUAUGCGCUUAGAUGAGAGGACAGGCGGUAACGGGAGGUUGUCUGGACUCAUUAGCGUUUGGAAAAUGGGUAAAUGCGUCUUCCCUUAUUAACAUGGGGUUUAAGGUAAGUAAGUUUACCUGGAGAAGAAGGUGUGUGGAGAGUACUUAUGUGGCUAAAAGGUUAGAUCGUGUUCUCUGUAAUGCUCCUGCGAGACUGAAAUGGCAGGAUGCAUCAGUUUCGCAUCUCCCUUUCCUUGCCUUGGACCAUGCUCUGUUGUUCCUUCAGUUGAGCCCUGAGGUAGAGGUGGAUCCGAGAAGAUGACCUUUUCGUUUCGAGGCAGCUUGGCUGCAACACGAAAGUUUCAAGGAGAUGUUGAGGAACUCAUGGGACACUCAAGUUACCACUCCGCAAGCAUUAUUUCGACUGCAGAAAAAGCUUAAAUCUUGGAACAAAGAGGUAUUUGGGGAUGUCCAAAAGCGUAAGGAAGAGUUGGUGAGAGAGAUCCAACAGGUUCAAGAUUUGUUGGACAUUCAAAAAAACGGAUGCCUUAUUACAACAAGAGGUAGAACUCACUAAGUAGUUUGAUGUGGUCCUUGAGCAGGAGGAAACCAUUUGGUUUCAAAAGUCUUGUGAAAAAUGGAUAGUCCUGGGAGAUCGGAAUACUACCUUUUUCAUACCUCAACAAUAAUUCGGAGAAGGAGGAAUCGCAUUGAGAUGUUGAAGAAUGCAGAGCGACGCUGGGUUACGGAUGCUAAAGCACUUGAACAGCUGACACUGGAUUGUUACAAAAGGUUAUAUUCAAUGGAUGAUGUUGACCUGAUUGUUGAUCAGUUGCCACAGGAGGGUUUUGUGCGUUUGUAUCGUGAGGAAGUGAGAGUACUGGAGAAGUAUUUCAUUGAGCAGGAGGUGGAGGGUGCUAUUAACAGUAUGGGUAAAUUUAAAGCACCUGGUCCGGAUGGUUUCCAACCGGUGUUUUACCAACAGUGUUGGGAGACGGUUGGAAGCUCAGUGAAGAAAGUGUGUACUCGACUUUUUUGAAACUGGACAUUUACCAGAAGGAUUUAAUGAUGCACUUGUUGUUUUGAAUCCCAAUGUUGGAAAUCUGGAGAGGAUAAUACAGUUUCGACCAAUAAGUCUAUAUAAUGUGCUCUUCAAGGUCAUCAUGAAAGUCAUGGUGCUACGUUUGAAGCAGGUAAUGCCUAAGUUAAUUGGCCUGGCUCAAUUCAGCUUUAUCCCAGGGCGGUUAAGCAUCGAUAAUAUUGUAGUGGUACAGGAGGUGGUGCACUCGAUGCAUCGUAAAAAGUGUCGUAAAGGGUGGAUGUUGCUGAAGCUAGAUUUAGAGAAGGCCAAUGACAGGAUCCGAUGAGAUUUCCUGGCAGAUACACUCAAGGAAGCAAGGUUUUCAGAUAGAUGGGUGGAUUGGAUUAUGUCCUGUGUCACUGGUCCGUCAAUGAGUCUUCUGUGGAAUGGUGAGAAAUCUGAUUCGUUUAAACCGUUGAGGGGACUGCAACAUGGGGACCCCUUGUCACCAUAUCUGUUCAUGCUCUGUCCUGAUAGAUUGUGUCACCUGAUUGACGGUCUAUUAAUGCGGGGGAGUGGAAGCCUAUCACGUUGUCUCACAUUUGCUUUGAUGAUGACUUGAUCUUGUUUGCUGAAGCAUCUGUGGCACAAAUACGCGUGAUAAGGAGAGUGUUAGAGAGAUUUUGUAUGGCUCAAGGCCAGAAGGUCAUCUUGGAGAAGUUGAAGAUCUACUUUUCAGGUAAUGUGAGUUGAGAUUUGGAGAAACUGAUAAGUGAUGAGAGUGGCAUCAAAGCAACAAAGGAUCUGGGCAAGUAUCUUGGAAUGCCAUUCCUACAAAAACGGAUUAAUAAAGAAACGUUUGGUGAGAUUCUCGAGAGAGUUUCAUCGAAGCUACAGGCUGGAGAAACCAAUGUUUGAGUUUUGCAGGCAGAUUGACAUUGACGAGAGCUGUUAUGUAAUCGAUUCCGGUUCAUACCAUGAGUACCAUAUCCUUACCAAAGUCGAUCAUGGACAGCUUAGAUAAAGUGUCAAGAACUUUUUUGUGGGGUAGUACGGAGUUAAGAAGCGUCAACAUCUCGUCUGUUGGGAUCGUGUUUGUCGUCCUAAGAGUGAGGGUGGGUUGGGGAUACGGUCCUCGCAGAAUAUGAAUAAAGCACUCCUCGCAAAGUUGGGUUUGGCGUAUGUUACAUGAUCACUUUAGUCUCUGGACUAAAGUGCUACGGGAUAAAUACUAGGUGAAGGAUAUUUGUGAUUGUACAUGGCUGGUGCCUAAGGGUACUUGGUCCUCAACGCGGAGAAGUGUGACUACCAGUCUCGGAGAGGUGGUUGUACCGAAUGUCAGGUGGGUCGUCGGAGAUGGCAGGAAUGUCAGGUUCUGGGCUGAUAUGUGGGUAUUCAGAUGUAUCCCUUUUGUCAGUGAGUGAAGUGAAUCUUCCUUUGGGGGCAGAGCUCAUCCCAGUUUGUGAUGUAUGGCAUAUUUGCAGGGGUUGGCGAUGGGACCAAAUUGAACCGUAUGUCUCUGCAGAGAGGGUUUUAUAGCUGAGCUCAGUGGUUAUUGAUAAUGUGACAGGUGCAGGGGAUCAUCUAUCAUGGGGAGGUCAGUAUGAUGGGAAGUUUUCGGUCAAGUCUGCAUAUUCCUUGUUGACAUGAGAGAGCAGUCCUCGACCAGAUCUUAGUAGCCUAUUUUCACGAGUUUGGAGGGUGCGUGUACCGGAACGAGUCCGGAUUUUCUUAUGGUUAGGCAUGAACCAGGUACUUAUGACGAAUACAAAAGGCAAAGACGACACUUAUGUGGUUCCGGGAUUUUUCCAACUUCGAUGGUAGGUUUGCUACGUCCCUACAGAUCACCACAUAAAAUAUGUCCUUGUGUUUUGUCCUCACUCGCAUAGUUCCGAUAAUCACUUUCUGGAAGGUCACCCAUCAUGAAACUACUUCAGUAUAAGCAUGCUUAACUCUUGAGUUUUCUCAAGACCCUUGACAAGAAAAGAUAACGUAGGUGGCCAAAUCAAUUCUUACAAAACUCUCUGCAAACCGGGGUGUCACACCAAAUUCCACACUUUAAUGUCCAAUAUUUCCGUAGUAUAUAUAUAUAUAUGUAUAUAUAUAUUAGAAAAUGAGGCAUAUAUAUUAUGUAUUAUUUUUCUGUUAUAUUUGUUUUUUGUUAGACUACUAUUUAUUGAAUAGUACAUGAUGUUAUACAUUUAAUAUUACGACACAAAAAGUGUACUAUGUUUUUAUAA